CUCACGUCGUUAUCUACCAAUUCACAAUGUUUGCCGACUGCCUCAUAUGCGGUGCUCCUGUUGCCAAGUUCAUUGAUGGCCGCAGCUCACCCCCACUGCCUGAAUGGAUGCGCUGCUUUCGCGCUGUGUAUUCUACUCUCGAUGAAUGGGACUCCGCUCGCCUAUCGGGAGUCGGCGAGGCAGAGUAUUAUUCCCAUCAUAUUCCUUAUGAAGCUUCUAUGGGAACUGGAGUGGCCCGCAGAGAUCCUGGUUCGCCCAUGGUUUGGUUGGAUCCUUUGAGAUUUAGCUUUAGCAAAUCAUGUCGCCGGGGAUACGGGCCUCCUCCCGUUUGGGGCUUCAUUUUUCACUGCAGUUGUUGGGAGCUCUUCUCUGCCAACUGCCUGUCCCAUGGCUUGACGGUGGAUAUCCAAGACUUGUUCCAUAUUUGCCGAUCGCAACCCAUCUCUGUAUCAGCCAUAGAUUGGGGUCACACAUAUGGCAGUAUAUGCGAUCGCGAACGAGAACAAGAGACUCUUUACGUAGGCGAGGAAGCCCCCUUCCUACUCACUCAACAGAUCUGCGAUAUGGGCAAGUUGGAUCCUUUUGACAUUCCGACGUUCAAGGAAAUAUUCCAUUCACAGCGAAAUCAAGACGCUGGGAUCCUGGACUUGCAGAGCCGACCUCCCGAGGAACCCGCAAAGCCAGAUUCAUUUUCCUCUCUACCCCGAGAGAUCCUAUCCCAAAUUGUUUGCAUGGUGGGCUCGAUAGAUGUCUUGAACCUCCGGCUAGCUUCACGUACGUAUAGCUCCAUGCCGUUGCCCGACAAAUUUUGGCGAUCCAGAUUUGAACUGGGAGGAGAGUUCGAGGAUGUAGGCGAGGUUGCCUUUCGAGUGAUGUCACCUGGGUCAUGGAAAUCCAUGUACAACGGCAUGAGGCUGAUUGAAUUAUCACCGGAAAUCGGAAAUCUAAAACGAGUUUGGAAACACACAAAUCAACUUCGCGGAUUGCUCCAGCAAAGAGAACAGGCGGGAUAUUGCCAUGGAACCACCGUGCGCUCAUUUUUCGAGCCUGACGCCCAGGCCAUGGAUAUGGAUUGGGUUACAGCCUCAGGUAAUUUGCUCGAACACAGGGGACAAGGAGCGUUCAAGGAGGGCUCGAUGGCAUUGUGGUGCCGCGCUGUCACACUGCCCGCCACCUGUGGAGCUGUGUCCAUUUCAUACGCGACUAUCCUUGAGAAGACAUACAUCUCGGGGAUCAAGAUAGAUCGCGGCAGCAAAGAGCAAAUCAAACUUGGCUUCAUUCACCCAGAACAGGAAGCAAUCCCUGACUGGGGGAAUGACAAGGGCGGGCAAGAGAAACUGGCUGGAUUUCAUCUUGCCAUUGAUGCUCGUGGCAUACGAGGAAUCCGUAUACUCUCAACAUCCGGAUCGUUAUCAGCUUGGGUCGGAGAUUACCAAGGAAUAGCGAGACGGAACUUGGUAUUGUCAAGCAGUGAGCCUGUUGCUGUAGGGUAUAUCAAAGCUGGUUUCGAUGCGCUCAAGUUGGUAUCCCUCUCAAUCGCGGGUAGUGAAGUUGGGGCUACAUCUUCACAGAGGACGGAGAGAGACACGCAACUCUGGUACCCGGAGCCGCCCCGACUUGGUUUGCAAGCCUUGGGACCAUUGCAUCCAGACCUUCCACCGAAACCCAAUCAUAUUCCUUGGUCUAGGGCCAUAUUUGGGGGACAGAACGGGGAUUUCACUGGCGGUCUAGUCGAGAUUGUGUUUUGGGCUACUGCCAUACGUUUCGAAGGGAUUUUAUGUAUACAUGGUGUUGAGUUCAGGUUCAACUCUUUUGUGGAUGGUAGCGAUUCUGUCGUCCUCGGCAAAAGGUUUGAUCCGGAUGCAGAAAACAUUUACGUUUCCAACCUGACGUUGGACCCCACUGCGGGCGAGCGGAUUAUCCAACUCGAGGCUGCAUAUGAUAUCGACGUUCUCCAGGGAUUUACGAUUGAAACAAACCUAGGUCGCAGAAAAGAAUUCAUCCCUUUUCCUAACCACCUUGACCCCGUUACGACUGUCUGGGAUGUGUUUCGACCUAGCAAUGGUACCAUUGUGGGUAUGUUCGGAGCAUUCGGAGCCUGGGGUCGUCGCAGUGGACUUCGAAGCAUUGGUGUGAUUGUUGAUGAGGAUCUUCGUUCGUCAUAAUUGUACAACUGAUUACACCAAGUCCAUCAUUUGUGAGGAUAUCACCUUCACUUUAACAUGCCAGG
Ilyonectria robusta is the source of this 2230-nucleotide messenger RNA. RefSeq lists its product as uncharacterized. Lineage: Eukaryota; Fungi; Ascomycota; Sordariomycetes; Hypocreales; Nectriaceae. The transcript is spliced from 5 exons. Gene Ontology annotation, molecular function: protein binding. The record is from RefSeq and is a predicted model, not a curated record. The coding region runs from base 27 to 2165 and encodes 712 amino acids.